Centropristis striata (black sea bass) is the source of this 4038-nucleotide messenger RNA. RefSeq names its product mucin-2. The coding region runs from base 20 to 2323 and encodes 767 amino acids. Gene Ontology annotation, biological process: positive regulation of actin filament bundle assembly. Gene Ontology annotation, cellular component: nucleus; Z disc; actin cytoskeleton. Gene Ontology annotation, molecular function: actin binding. The transcript has 2 exons. The record is from RefSeq and is a predicted model, not a curated record. NCBI's taxonomy places the organism in Eukaryota, Metazoa, Chordata, Actinopteri, Perciformes, Serranidae.
UGUAUCUCAGUACCCACCCAUGCCGCAUUAUGGCCCUCCAACAGCCCCAAAGCCCUCCACCUUUGUUCCUCAGCCUACUGGGGAGAGGAAACCAAUAGCAGCGAUCAAAACAGGAGUACUCGAGGAAGGUGCUGCUAGAAGAGGAAGUCGGAAGUCAAUGUUCACAUUCAAAGAGAAGACGGUGGUACCUCCGAACCCUGAGCUGCUCUCUUUGGUGCAGGGGGCGGAUGAAAGGAAGAAACACGGACUUAGAUCUGUGCCUGAGCCGGCACACGAGGAAGAAUUGCUGGCGCUUGGGGCAGAGGCCUCCAAUUUCCUCGCCAAGGAAGAAGACAGGGCCGAGGAGGCAGCAGCUCCCGAGUGGGCUUCCUGCCUCAAGACUUCCAGGACACGCCCGAGGGCAGAGCACAAGCCAGAGCAGACCCUCACCAAUGUGUCAGGAAAGGGGGCUGAGCUGUUUGCCAGGCGUCAGUCUAGGAUGGACAAAUUCGUUGUUGAGAAGCAAAAUGCAGGACAAAUGAGGUCUCCUUCACCCACGAUGUCCCUGCCACCGUCUUGGGUGUACCCAUCUAACAUGCCUGGCAGGGUCAAGGCCAUUGCUAAAAACUCUGACAUGAGUGCUCAACUUUCACAAAACCUAAAGGCACAACAAGCCGUCAAGCCAAAACCAAAGCAAAAAGCUCCAGCUCCAGAGCCAGUUCCAGAGCCGCCUCCUUUGGAAAAUGGUUGCUCCAAGAUAGAGAUGGACCUGUCGAGGCACCGGCCCUACCAGCUCUCCUCUUCACUCUUCAUCCUUAACCCUGUCAAGGACCCCAUUAGUACCCUACCAAGAGGAGCACCACAGUCCAAGAACCUGAUAUCUACCCAGCCUUUGUCUAGACAGACUUCCUUACCUAACCCUCCGUCUCACUUCAGUACCCAGUGUAUGUCUCCACAGCUGCCUCUCAGCCCCCCAAGAAGAGGAGCAGAAUAUCCACCAAAUCCAGCCUAUGGGCAGCCAAGGAUCAGCUCACCUAUGUCGGCUUUUUCUCCAGAGCGAGUGUCCUCUCCCCGGUCAGGGGUCCAGGCACCGAGGCCCACGUUCUCUGCCAAGAAAGCAGGGAUUGCACCGCAGACACUAAAGGAUUCCUCCCCUGCUGAAACCCCCAGUGAGACUCCCACGCCAACCAGGACACCCAGCCUAACUCGACGGUUCAGCAGCCCAGAGGGCCCCGCCACUGGGACAUGGACUCCCAGCCACCAAACUAAUCGACCCUCCACCAGCAUCCUAGCUCAUCGCUCAGUCACUUCCCCUGUAUCCUCUCCGAUGGGUACGAGAUGCCAAUCCCCUAUGGCCGGUCAGAAUAUCCAAUUUUCAACGGUUACCUCCACCACUACUCCCAGACCCUCUCAUACACCUACAGUUACCUCUCCAUGCUCUCCACCUUGGGGUUCAAGAUGUCAGUCCCCAAUGGUGAGCCAGAAUACCCAGUCCUCCAACACUCCCUCUGUUCCUGGCUUCAGACCAUCCCAAAUGUCUACGACUACUUCCCCUCUUUCUCCUCCUUGGGGAUCCAGGUGCCAGUCCCCAAUGGUCAACCAGCAGUCUUCCUCUGUCACCUCCAUAUCCACGUCCAAACCCUUCCAGACAUCUACAGCCACAUCCCCACGCUCUCCUCCAUGGGGAUCAAGAUGCCAGUCCCCUAUGGUGAGCCAGAAUACCCAGUCUUCCAGCAUUUCCUUUGUUCCCACUUCCAGACGAACCCAAACAGCCACGUCUCCUGUCUCUCCUCCUUGGGGCUCACGCUCCCAGUCUCCUGCACUCUCUCAGACCAGUUUAUCCUUCUCUGCCACUAAACCUCUGUACACAUCGUCUGCCACCUCUCCUGUUCCCCCACCCAAAGACAGUCGCUGCAUGUCCCCCAUUAUUAACAACCCAGACUCUAAAGCCAACCAUCGCCUCCUGGCCAAGAACAUCAUUAAUGCAGCCAAACGUAAAAACAGUCCCUCCCCUGGAGCACUGAGCGGUCACAGCCUCCCCAUCUCACCUCUGGGAAAUUCCCACCAUGGCUAUGACUGUCACAAACCACCCAUGAGCCCUUUCCAGUCCAGGGCGUAUGGUGCCCAGUCCCCCACGUUCACCAGCCCUCCUCAAACACCAACACAGAGGAUCUGCUCCCCUGUGAGGCUGUACAACACUCGCUCCCUCACAGACUCUGAUGCCUCUGUGGAGUCUGAAGACUCAGGCCUCCGAUCGCCCGGCCUGCACUCCUACAACACCUGUCCCCGCGGCUGGGGCGGUAGCCUGAGGGUGAAGAGAAGCACCGUCUCCACUGACCUGUGAGGGUGUUAUCGGAAGGCAGCCAAAGCAUGACUUCACUUUUAAAAGACUUUUGGGGCAUUGGAUCAACCAGUAAAAGAGUUUCUGACGGCAUUUCAUCUUCCAAUAGAAGAUACCUUUCUGUAACUUUGAAUACCGAUCCUGGACAAUGGUGAAUGUUAUAUCAAAGUAGUAUUUUAUAUGACUCACAUUCUUAUUAUGGACUGACAAGAACAAGCUUUUAACAUAACGCAGUUGCUGUGGCUUGUACGCUUCUUACAUACCAAAAAGACUGAAAAUGCAGUAACCAAAGAUAUUUGAAUUCACUUGAAAUAAUGUUUUACUUUCUUCACAGCAUACAUUCACAGCCUGUUCCAGCUAAAUAGUGUCUAAGUAAAUUGCUUUUUAAUGUUAUUAAGGAAUUAUCAUUAUGUUUGCUGGUCUGAUGCAAGUCAAAAUGGGAAGAGACUUUUUUAAAAAGACAAUUAAAAGGCAUAGAAGGGACACAUGGAAUGAGUAAUGUGUAAAUAUAUAGAUUAUUGGACUGACGGUUCUUACAAUAUGGCAUUCUCAUUGUAUUAGCAAAGGAUCAAAUUUAAUUACAGUGAAUACUGAUUUAGAUAAUACUGCUUAAAAUGAGUUUCUGUCAUUUUUCCACAAAUACACAGUAGUAGAUGGGACACGUGCUAUUCAUAUUAUCAUACAUGGUCACAAUAUUCACCAGUUUAUUAUACGUUUUAAUCAAUGGGGAAAUCAAUCAUAAUUAUCGCAGUGCAAUAAUCAGUUUAACAGUGUAUGUUAUGUAUGUUAUAUGUCGCUUUAUGUACUGCAUUUGCUAAAAUGAAUGUAAGCUUUACAGACAGAUUGACAGAGAAUGACAUGGAGAUAAAGAGAUGAAGAGUCAUGUGGAAGUUCGAGGUUUGGGUAUUGAUGCACCUGUUCAAUCAAACACUGUUUCCAUAAUUCACAUUACAGUUUGAUGUUUGACUGCCUAAGUUCUGUUGCUUUAGCCGACCAUCUGUAAUGUUUUUCAUGAGGAAACAGAUUAACAUAUUUCGUGCCUGUACUUUUUGUACAAAGUGCCUGUUUGGAUGUGGUUUAGGAGCAAAUGUGAGAGAAGGUACAACAAAAUGUUGUCAAAAAGGGUUAGAAGAAUGUUGUAUGUUGUGAAAUACUAAUCUAAGUGUUUGUGAGAAAAGGACAAGAGGAAUGGAUCGUAUUUUAAAUACAUACAUAACUCUAAUGUACAUUCUGUUUAACUUCUGAAGUUACUUUUUAUACUUGAUUUGCACUUCUGUUCAUUCCAGUUCAAUGGCUUAGUUGGCAUUGUUCAAAACUUAAGUUGCUGUUAUUCAUAAAUAAAUAAGCCAGCAAAAAUAUACACGACUGUAAAAAUCGGAACAUUCCUGCACAGUUCAACACGUUGACGUGAUGGUAGCAGUUAGCUGUAAACCCGACUGCUGCCUUCAAACCACAACCAGCUUUCCAUUUCAGCCAUUUCACACCAUUCCCAUCUUGCUCAGUCCUGCACCAGCACACACAAGAGAUCAGUCCUUCACUCUGUGACAUGCAGGCCAAAAGCAUCAGCACAUUUCUGAAUAUUUACUUCUGUGUGUCUUCUGAGUGACAGGGACACCUGCGGCAUGGUGACCUGGCUCCAUCAGCAGGAUUAAGCAUAUUACUGUCAUGGAUUGGUUUCAACCUGGGUCACCUCUGGACAAACCAAACACUGCUGACAU